Molecule: messenger RNA, 4585 nt
Organism: Lates calcarifer (barramundi perch)
Lineage: Eukaryota; Metazoa; Chordata; Actinopteri; Centropomidae
Exons: 3
Coding region: 1049-1600 (183 amino acids)
Molecular function (GO): sequence-specific DNA binding
Source: RefSeq, a predicted model, not a curated record
CAACAGAUAAGAUACAAAUUGUAACACUCAACGAUACAUACUGAAGAGUCAGCUGUGCUGUGACUCCAGGUCAUUAAUCUGGUUUAAUUCUUCAGGACAUUUCUGUAGAAGGGAAGGCACGGUUCUGAGUAAGACCAGGACUGAUUCCAUUUCUUGGCCAGACUGAUCCCAGCCUGUGAAAAAUAACCAAACCCACUAAAGGAGUAAAAGAGGAAAACCAGUUACUAGUCUUGGUUACGAUAUAACAACUUUCACUUCUCAUUGUGGUUACCUUUCUAUUUCAAUCUGCUCAUUAACUCGCUCCUCAGUCUUUUCUUUGCUGAUAUAUAAAAAAAUCUGAUUUAAAAACAAACUGGUGGCAGAAAUAAAACAGUUCUAGGCUUAACUCUAAAUCUUUUUGUAGUUGGUAAAACACAUACACAGUACAGUCACUUAGCAACUAGCUUUAGUCCGAGUCUAUAACGUUAUUUAGCCAAUGCAGCCUUUUGCCUUUUUAUAGAGAAAAUCAAGGGUCAGAUUGUUGUUUUUUUUUUUUUGUUUGUUUGUUUUGUUUUGUUUUUAUUCCAUCCAUGUAAGCGUGAAGGACAGUGAAGAUGUGGGAAGAGCUAGUAAGUGGACCCUGACUUUGGAUUGUGUUUUCCUACAGUCUGUUUUUGUUUGUUUGUUUGUUUUUUCCAAACUAGUAUAGUAAUAAAGAUAGUGGUGGAAAUAUAUUUAUAAGGUCAGGAAUUAAUUGUCAUGCAUAAUUUACAGCCAAUGGUCGAGGAGUCCGACAAGUGCUACAGAUGAAAUCAUUACAGUUACUCAGCUGACAUGCCAAAAGAUCUGAGCAAACAAAGUCUGUUAGUAAAAUCACAAUUUAAAGCACCGGAGUAAAUAACAUUUUUAUUUAUUGCCAAUCUACCGCUCCACACUCCGGGCCAACAGGUGGCGCUAGAGCAAAAAUACCUGGCAACCGAUCCAGUGAAGACAGAAGAAGUUGAAGUUGAAGUUUGUUUUUAGCCUGGUUAGCUAUUCCUGUAGACUGACCCCAAAUCAGCUGUCAGACAUGGGUCGCAAAUGCGCCUACCCCGAGUGCAAAAGCACGGAGGGUCUGCAUUCUUUACCGUCCAACAGAGAGAUGGCGCACCGCUGGCUGCACGCUCUGGGACGGCUUGACAUACCCACCGCCUCUGUUUACGUGUGCAAUCUCCACUUUACGCGAGAGUGCUUCUCUAACUACGCGGAGGUGGAGAUGGGAUUCAAAAAGCAGUUUCUCCUCACUCCUGACGCCGUCCCAACACCUGCCAAGGUGGUGACACAGGGCACCGGUGGCAGCGUCUGUCGAGUUUUGCCUGCUGUAAGACAUGUAGCCUCCCAGACUGACCCCCCAGAGAAGAGAUCGGUCGGCACGCAGCUAUCCAUGAAAACUCUGCAAAAUCACAUCCGAAGCACAGCUACCCAGGCAAAAGUGCCCAGCAAAGACUGUGGUGUUUGCACCCUCACCUUUCCCCUGGACAGUCCCAUAUUGUUCCUACAACCAACGAUAGUAAAGAGACCAUCAAAGAGGCCUCGGCUCAGCCUUACAGACGAGGAGGAAGGCCCUUCACAAUGCAGCUAGUCCACGGUGGUUCAUGAACCAGAGGAUUUAACUCAACUCUUGAGGACUUCAUCACUGUCGUGGGUUAGCAGUAUGUCUUUUUUCACCUUUUCGGUAAUGUCGCCAUGGAGAGGAGUUGGUAAAUGACUUGUAAAACUUGGAUUAUGGUGUAAAACAGACGCCAUGGAACAGUGUACAAAAGUAACUGGGCACCUAAGUGUUUUAUGUUGUGAAAUGAACUGAACAGUAACCUCUGUCCAACUGAACUGGUUUCCAUAAUGGGUUUGAUGAUGGUUUCCCUUUACUCUGUCUGAUACACACAGCAGUACACAUGUUUUAAUAUUCCUGAAGCACCAGAACAGAGAAAAUAGUGUCAAUUGGUGCCUUGCUCAAGUGUCCUCAAGUGUCCUUGAGCAAGGCACCAAAACCCUCAGCUGCUUUAUUGAAACUGUUUGAAAACAGAGUGUAACUAAGACAGACUUUAUUUAUCCCACUUGUGGGAAAUUUACAGUGUCUUCUCUGUUUUUCUCUGUGAUUUGUCUGGUCUGCCUGGCUGAAGGUUCUUUUUUUUUUAGUUCCUCCUUCUACAAGGUACACCACCAUGUGUUUCUGAGUACAACACAGUUUCACUUCUGCUAAAACUAGACAGAGGUGGAGAGGAUGUUUGGACUAUUUAACCUCUACCAAAACCACAAGGAUAGAGGUAAUAUAAAAAAUAAAACCAAGCCAAACUGCUAUGGUUUGGUAUAGUUUUCAAAUACUACUAAACAAGGGAUGGUAAUUUAAAAUCAACUGUAACAGGUGAAAACACCAGUGAAAUCUUUGAUAUUAGUUUCAGCUCUACAAGUGUCUCUUCCACAGAAUCAUGUUGAUUCAUUUACAGUGUUCCAUAGUAAAACUAUUAUAAAUUUGAACUAAAAGUGAAGAGAAACUUCUGCACAGAUGUUAAAAGUAUCUUUUGUGUGGAGCUGCAGCUACAGUUUUGACUGAUAAACUGUCAGCAGCCUUGGCAAACUAUCAUUAUUCAACUUGAUAUGUAUAGAGGGGAUUUUCAUUGUCUUGUUUUAUAGGAAAAAUAUAAAAACACAUAUAAGUUCAAUAGAUGUGCUGUAAAACACAUAAUGAAACAAAGCUCCAUUAAGUUAGACUGCUUAUGUGCAGUUAUUUAUACUUUAUUUCUACUUUAUUCUCUAUUUAUUAUUUUUUAGUUAUAUAGACCUAUGGUAUAUUGUGUACCCGAGGUCCAAGUAGGGAGUCAACUUUUAUGUAGAGUAAUUUGCUUAACUCGCAACUGAUAAAAACUUAAAAUGUCCAUCCAUUUUCUAAACAUCUUACAGCAGUUUUAGUUUAGACUCAAAUAAGUGGUCAUAUGCAAAUAUUGUAGCUGGCAAGAACACUGGGAUGAUAAUAAACAGGAAAGCAUCUGUAAAAAAUAAAAAAAUGUGUUGUUACUGGAAGGAACAAGAAGGGAGACUCCAUCAUUAUCCGCUUGAGACAAGGACAUACAGGGCUCAAUAAAUCACUUUAUAAAGCAGGUGAACGCCCAACUGGAAAUGUACACUAUAAUCAGCCAGAAUCCACUGAGCAUGUGCUCAGAUGCUAAAGGCAUCAUUUAAGGAACCAAAGCAUGACACAUCACAAAAUCUUGGGACGGCAUUAUGGAAAAUAGUCUUUUAAUAAUUUACGUAAAAGAAACAGGUUUAAAUGUUACUUGACAAGCUUCCUGUUUCAUUAUGAGGAGUGAAUUUCUAUGUUAUUGGUUCCAUAUAACAUACAUCAAAACUAUUUUUAAUAAACAUAAAUUGUCCCAUGAGCCUCUUCUAACCAGGCAACUUUGCCAUCCCCAUCAAAAUGUUCACUUCCUCAGUCAAGGCCAUCCCACUUGGACCAAUCCUGCUUAUCAAGACCUUACUCUGUAAAGUGCCUUAACAUAAUGGAUAUUACUAGACCGGGACUGACAACAAUAGUAAAGAGACCAUAAAAGAGACUUCGGCCCAGCCUUGCAGACGAGGAGGAAGGCCUUUCACAAAGCAGUUUGUCUAUGGUGGUUCAUGAACCAGAGGAUUCAACAUGACACGUCACUGUUUUGACAGUAAAACUGUUGUCUUUUUUACGCUGUUCAGACAUUUUGUCAUGGAGAGGAGUUGGUGAAUGACUAGAGAUUAGCGAAUGGAACAAUUAAGAAUGCUGAAAGCAAAUUAUCAGCAUGUGUAACAGGCUGAAGAGUGAUCUCUGUCUAACUGAAAUGCUGCUAACUGCUACUCCUUUUAGUUUUAUCUAAUAGUUUUCCAUCACACAUUACUAAAAAGGUGUUCUUAAAGUGAUAAACAGUAGGGGCUCUUAAAGACUGGGAAGCAGGGCCUUGAAAACAAUCCUCUGAGGACCAAGACAAACAAAAUACCUCAGAAGCCCUAUCAUAUGAGCAAGGCACCAAGGCUCCACUGGAGCUGUUAAAUGUUUGAUGAUGGAAGACUGUCACUAUAUCCAUGUGGCACACUCUUCUCCAAUUAAGUCUCUUUGUCACUGCUUUAAAGUAGGAAUGUCAGUGGUUCCUGGUUAUGUGCGGAAAUGUUUCUUUAACAUGUUUUUGUGUCUUUUUUUCGGUUCCUCCUUUAAAGGUUAUACAACAAUGUAUAUCUGUGUAAAAUGCAUUUUCACUUAAAUCUCUAAUGUUGAAGGUUAAGGGUUUGAAUCUGCCUCCACUAUCAGAAAUGCAACCCCCCCCCAAAAAAAAAAAAAUCAUAUUAACUAUAUUACUAUGGUUUUAUCAAUUGUAACAAACUGUAAAAGUAAGGUGUCAGCAGCCUUUCUAAAGCCUCAUCUGUGUUAUGUGGGUUGCAGUAUCCAAAUACAAUGAUUCAGGGUUGUCUUUUCUAAUACUACACAGUUUAAUUCUAUUGAAUUCUAUUGAUUCUAUGCUGUUAUUAUUUUAUUCUUUAUUAUUGUUUUUGUGUCUAUAGGCCUGCUGUACACUGUGUACCCUUCAUUAAAAAACUCUAAACUCAA